AUUCUUGAAUGGUUUAUUUUGAGAUAUUAAUUGUUAGAUAGUGAUUGUUGUUACUGUCAGAUUAUGAGCAAUUCUUGUGAAGCUAAUUCAAAACUGCUUUCUUUUAUUUGGAUGGAAGAUGGAAGGCCUGUGUACACGCUGGAUGAGGCGCUUUCUGCUAUGAGGUUUGGGAAGUUCCAAGGUCUUGUGCUAGCAUAUGCUGGACUAGGGUGGGUUUCAGAAGCAAUGGAGAUUAUGAUUCUCUCUUUUGUCGGACCAGCAGUCAAGUUGAAGUGGGGACUCUCUUCGAGCGAAGAGAGCUUGUUAACAACUGUUGUUUUUGCUGGUAUGCUACUUGGAGCCUAUUCUUGGGGCCUAAUAUCUGAUAAUUAUGGAAGGAGGAAGUGUUUUCUCAGCAUAGCAUCUGUAACUAGUGGAGCUGGACUGUUAAGUGCUUUCUCUCCAAAUUAUUUGUUAUUGGUGAUAUCUCGUUGCCUGGUUGGCUUUGGUUUGGGCGGGGGACCUGUUUUCUUAGCCUAUUUUCUAGAGUUCAUCCCAAUUUCAUAUAGAGGCACAUGGAUGGUAGUCUUUUCUGCUUUUUGGACCGCUGGAACAAUUUUUGAAGCUUCACUUGCCUGGAUUGUCAUGCCAAAAUUGAAUUGGAGGUGGCUAUUAGCAUUGUCUUCUAUACCGUCCUUUGCUCUGCUUCUCUUUUAUGGUCUUGUACCUGAGUCACCAAGAUAUUUAUGUAUGAGAGGUAGAACAACUGAUGCACAUCAAAUUCUUGAGAAGAUAGCUCGCUUCAACCGCGCAAAACUCCCUCCAGGCAUGCUUAUUUCUGAUAAAAGUACCCGGCAGAAUGAACAAUCUGCUUCAUCAGUAGAUACCCCCCCGCUCUCAACAAGAAGAAAAAUGACCAGGAAAUUUAAGUCCGGCUUUUCAUCAUUUUUUAUGCUUUUCUCAUCAAAUAUAAUUCGGACAACUCUUCUCCUAUGGGUGCUAUUCUUUUCAACUGCAUUCUCAUAUUAUGGUAUGGUGUUGUUGACUUCAAAGCUAAGUAGUAGGCAAAGUAAAUGUGGCGGCUCAACCAUCCUGCAUUCGGAUAAUAGCCUCUAUUUGAACGUGUUUAUCACUAGUUUGGCAGAGCUUCCUGGGCUUAUCUUGUCAGCAAUACUAGUGGACAAAAUUGGGCGCAAGUUCUCGAUGGCUACUAUGUUUCUCUUAGCUUGCAUUUUUCUUCUGCCACUGGUCUCCAAUCAGUCUGCUAUUUUAACGACAGUAUUAUUAUUUGGAGCACGCAUGAGUGCCACUGGAACCAUAACUGUUGCCAGCAUUUAUGCCCCUGAGAUAUAUCCUACUGCGAUGAGAUCAACUAGCUAUGGAGUUGCAAGCGCCGUGGGAAGAGUUGGUGGCAUGGUAUGCCCGCUUGUAGCGGUCGGACUUGUCACCGGGUGUCACCAAACGGUAGCCGUGAUUCUGUUUGAGGUAGUAAUAGUUGUUGCAAUAGCCUCUGCUCUGCUUUUUCCAUUUGAAACCAAGGGAAGGGAAUUGAGAGACAGUGUAGAUAUAUCGGAUUCGUAACAGGAAAUCGCAGGAUAGUUUGUUUGUAGUGCUGCUACUCUUUGCCGUUGUAAAGAAGGCUUCACCAUGAACGUAGAUAUUAGUUAUGUAUUGUACAUGAUCAUGAUGUAUGUGCUACUGUAGAUAAUAUCAAAUUCGACUCUUGUUUUUAAUAAUAUACUUAUAAACUUUCUUACACUAUUA
This is a messenger RNA of Pistacia vera, 1743 nucleotides long. RefSeq names its product organic cation/carnitine transporter 7-like. Gene Ontology annotation, biological process: transmembrane transport. Bases 64 to 1560 code for a protein of 498 amino acids. The transcript is spliced from 6 exons. Gene Ontology annotation, molecular function: transmembrane transporter activity. Gene Ontology annotation, cellular component: membrane. Lineage: Eukaryota; Viridiplantae; Streptophyta; Magnoliopsida; Sapindales; Anacardiaceae. The record is from RefSeq and is a predicted model, not a curated record.